Messenger RNA from Sorex araneus (European shrew), 2376 nucleotides. It is a transcript of the gene PLIN3, whose product is annotated as perilipin 3. Lineage: Eukaryota; Metazoa; Chordata; Mammalia; Eulipotyphla; Soricidae. The coding region runs from base 775 to 2076 and encodes 433 amino acids. The transcript has 8 exons. Gene Ontology annotation, cellular component: cytosol; lipid droplet. The record is from RefSeq and is a predicted model, not a curated record. Gene Ontology annotation, biological process: lipid storage; positive regulation of triglyceride storage.
AGCUUUCCUUGUUUAUUCAGUAAGUAUUUUGGUGUUUUUUGGACCACACCCAGCGAUGUUCAGGGGUUCCUCUUGGCUCUGAACUCUGAACAGGGAUGACUGUUGGUGCUCCGGGGACCCUGUGGGACGCCCCGGCUUGAAUCCAGGUGGCCUGUGCAUUAUCUGCUGUAUUACCUCUCCAGCCCUGGGGGUUGCAUGGCAUUGCCCAGACACCAUCUCAGAAGGCUGGGUGUGGGUUGGCUCCAACCCUGCUCGCUCCUAGGAUGGAGGGCGUGUUCAGGCUGGGGGCGUCAGGCCACCCACCUGUGAAUUCUCGCCCCACACAUUUCACCCCUGCAGAAUGUGGGGGCUCCCAGACACCCCAGACUCCUGGUUGUGGGUGCUCAGCCUUCCAGGCCCAAGUUCAUAGGAUCCCUGAAGAGCGAGGGGUCGCCCUGGGCCGGGUCACGUGCUGCGCCGAGGUCCCCGCGCCUCCGGCGGGGGAUGGGCGCGGAGGGCGCGCGCGGACCCUCGCGCGGCAGGAGCACCUGUGGCUCCAACGUCCCGUGCGGGAAGAAGGGGCGUGCCGUGGGCGUGGCCUGUCGGGCCGACUCCCUCAUCGAAUUGGCCCUCCGGUCCGUCACUUCCGAAGACCCGCCCCCGGCUAUAAAAGGCCGCCCACAGCUGCUCCAGACGGUUUGGGAACUGGCCUGGGCAGUGGACCCCGCGCCCUGGGCUUCCGGCUGACCACGGUGAGAAGCAGGGGAGUCUCCGACCGAGUGACUCUUCUGAGAAAUGUCCACCAGCGAGAUGGAGGCCUCUGCUAGCCCGCCUGUGGAGACGGAGGGAUCUACGCAGCAGGCCAGCGUGGGGGAGCGCGUGGCCAGCCUUCCCGUCAUCAGCACCACCUGCCAAAUGCUGUCGGCCGCCUACAACGCCACCAAGGACAGCCACCCCCACGUCAGGACCUUCUGCGAUGCGGCCGAGAAGGGCGUGCGGACCCUCUCCGAGGCCGCCGUCAGCGGGGCGCAGCCCAUCCUCUCCAAGCUGGAGCCCCAGAUCAAUACCGCUAGCGAGUACGCACACCGGGGGCUGGACAAGCUGGAGAACAGCGUGUCCGUCCUGCAGCAGCCGCCGGAGAAGGUCCUGGCCGACACCCGGGAGCUUGUGUCAUCCAAGGUAUCGGAGGCCCGAGAUGCCAUGUCCAGCGCCAAGGACACAGUGGCCACCUGCGUGACGGGGGCAGUGGACGCGACCCGGGACGCUGUGCAGAGUGGCGUGGACAGGACCAAGUGUGCCGUGUCCAGCGGCGUCCAGUCGGUCAUGGAUUCCCGUGUGGGCCAGAUGGUGCUGAGCGGAGUGGACACGAUCCUGGGCAGGUCGGAGGAAUGGGUGGACAACCACCUGCCCAUGACAGACGCUGAGCUGGGCCGCCUGGCCACGUCCCUGGACGGCGUGGACAUCGCGUCCCUGCAGCAGCAGCGGCAGGAGCAGAGCUACUUCGUGCGCUUAGGCUCGCUGUCGGAGCGGCUGCGCCAGCGCGCCUACCAGCACUCGCUGGGCAAGCUGCAGCUCAGCCGGCAGCGGGCACAGGAGGCGCUGCUGCAGCUGGCGCAGGCCAUCAGCCUGGUGGAAACGGCCAAGCAGGAGGCGGGUCAGAAGCUGGCAGAGGGGCAGGAGAAGCUCCACCAGAUGUGGCUCAACUGGCACAAGAAACAGCUCCCGGACGCUGAUGCCGAUGCAGCCAGGCCAGAGGUGGAGACGCAGACGCUCGCCAUGUUCCGGGACAUCACCGGCCAGCUGCAGGCCACCCUGGGCUCGCUGGGCGCCAGCGUGCAGGGGCUGCCGGCGCACGUGAAGGAGCAGGCGCGGCUGGCCGCGCGCCAGGUGGAGCAGCUGCAGGCCACCUUCGCGGGCGCGCAGUCCUUCCGUGAGCUGACGGCCAGUGCGCUGGAGCAGAGCCGCCAGCAGGUGGCGCAGGCGCGCGCGGCCCUGGACGGCGUGGUGGAGUACGUGGCCCAGAACACGCCCGUCACGUGGCUGGUGGGCCCCUUCGCCCCGGGGGUCGCCGAGCGAGCGCCCGAAGCGCAGAAGUAGGAUGCACCCCUACGCCCGGCGCGCUCCGGGGGUGCCUGCCAGCUGCACCCCCGGGAGCCGUGGUCCUCAAAACAGACACCCCCUCCCCCCAAAUCCCAAAUCCAUCCUUAGGGUGAGGGUUCUAGAGGAGAAAAACAAUUGUUUCCGAGAAUAUUCUAGAUGGUUCUUUUUUUUCCUCUUCCUUUCCCCCCAACCCCCUUUUCAGGGAAAUAGUUCUUCCAUAUACCUUACCUUUCUACGCCAAAGACCCUGAUGCCAUAGGCUUUAGUCAGUGGACUUGGGCUUGAGGGGGGCCCCUGG